Molecule: messenger RNA, 1750 nt
Organism: Labrus bergylta (ballan wrasse)
Lineage: Eukaryota; Metazoa; Chordata; Actinopteri; Labriformes; Labridae
Product: vascular cell adhesion protein 1-like
Biological process (GO): cell adhesion
Molecular function (GO): integrin binding
Source: RefSeq, a predicted model, not a curated record
AUGAAAAGCAGGGAGUGGACUUGGGGGGUUUGUCCAGCGCCUUAACUUUCACUCUUGUUCUCGCUCCAGGGUUAACCUUUCCGUUAAUUUACUUCCAAUACCAUCAGGAAACACACAAUGCUUUUCUGUGAAGUGAUUUUUGUUUUGUCUUUGAUGACAUUUCUACUCGACUUCCACGCGUCGGGCUGUGUUUUCAACUGUAAAGAUAAACCUGUGUUCACUCCAUCCCGGCUUGUGGUCAAGUAUGGUGACCCAGCGUCUGUGAUCUGCACAUGUCAGCAAGAAUGCCUCAACGAAAUAUUUAACAUAGAGCAUUCUGUGGGAAAGGUAACAAUAAACAGAACCACAAUUUCCUGGAAUAUUGAUAACUUCACUGACUGGACAGCUCGUCUCCAGUGCUAUUACAAUAAGGCUGCUGAGAAUGUUUCUGAUCCUGAUGUCCAGUGCUGUACCGUCCUGCCCCUAACCGUAUACAAGCCCCCAGAUAAGGUGUCCAUCAGCUUUGCUAACCACACCGGGCCAUUGAUAGAGGCUCAUCCGUACACUCUGCAGUGUACAGUACAUAAUGUUGCUCCUGUUGAAAAAGUCAAGGCAAUCUUCUACAGAGGACAUUCAGUUGUUGGUCAAGUACAGGUUAACAACAGUUAUGGGGGAAAACCAAUGACUCAUUCCUAUACUUUGGACGUCAUCCCCCAUAAAGGUGAAGAUGGUGCUGCGUAUUGGUGUGCAGCAGAGCUUGUCCUGGGACCUGAAGGACCACAGCCCCCUCCAGUGGUGAUAUCUCAAAACAUGACUACCACUGUAUACUAUGCGCCUAAGCUACAGGUGCCAAAACAUCCAGGGUUGAUCACCAUCAAUGAAGGAAACCAGCUAAAACUGGAUUGCUCGUCUGAUGGAAAGCCGAGUCCCUCAUACAAGUGGACGCUUCCAUCGGGUAGCCUUCACCGGAGCAGCAUCCUCACUUUCGAAUCUGCAGCUGCUGAACAUGAGGGCAAGUACACCUGUACUGUCAGCAACGGCUAUUGGAACUUCACUGAGGAGUUUCAUGUGAAAGUCCAUGGUGAGAACGUGACAGCAGAAGGGAUCAUUGCAUAGAUCACGUUCACACAGUAGCCAUUUUCUUCUGACAUCCUGCUCAGAUUGGUUAAUGCUGCAUCAUGGACGACUGGCAUAAAUGGUCUAGCAGGGCUAAACUCUAACAUACAAAUCAAGUCAUAUCUCUAAAUGGGCUCAUUGUGUUACAGUCCUUGCACUCUAUUUUCUUCCUUAGUCUAAAUGUGUGACAGGUGUCUUGGCAUGCCCCUUUGAUUUGCUGAUCAUUAAUGACAAAUUAAUUCUGCCUACAAGCCAUCGACUUCUGACCAAUGUCACAACUGUAGUGUUAGACUGUAGAGAUGAUAAAAAAAUCAUUUAUCUUCUCUUAACUUCACAAUCUAUUUUACUGAACACUGUGAAGUCUAAUACAUUCAAUAGUUACAAUUAUCAAGAUGCUAAUUCUGUUAGCAUGUUAAUAACAAUUUCCAUUAUGUUUAAGAAUCAAUCAAACAAACUAAGGUGUACAUCCCUUUCCAUCUGCCAGAAAGAUCCACCACCCUGGGAAAAAUGCACCAGCUGUCAGUUGUCGUUAUAUUGACUUAUUGCUGGGUUCCAGGUUUCUGAUUGAAUAGAUGUUAGAAAUCUAAGAAAGCCUCAUCAUUUCCCUACUUCCAAACCAAAAACCUGUUUUUGUUGAAUAAUGUUUUAUCCCCCC